This is a messenger RNA of Vicia faba (fava bean), 1515 nucleotides long. The record is from the annotation of a GenBank genome assembly. Lineage: Eukaryota; Viridiplantae; Streptophyta; Magnoliopsida; Fabales; Fabaceae.
AUGCCAUGCCAAAGUUCUCCAUCUUCAGUUUAUGACCUGCACAUUCAUACAAAAAAAUACCAAGUUACUCCUCGUGUUGAUCAUUAUACAUGCAUUGUUGAUCUUCUUGGCCGUACGGGUCGACUGAAUGAUGCUUACAAUCUUAUUAGAAUAAUGCCUAUAACACACAACCAUGCGAUAUGGGGUGCACUACUUGGUGCUCGCGACGAUUCUUCGCGUUUGGAAGAAGCGCUUAUUCAGGAUGAAGAAAGUAAGCUAUACACAGGAGAUGGCUCGGUCGACUUUAAAGGGAGGCCUGUGCUUAAGAAGAAUACUGGCAAUUGGAAAGCUUGCCCAUUUAUCCUAGCUAUCAGUGCUUCCAAUUCGGAGUUCCGUGGUGAUGAUCCGGAGAAGGAUCAGAUCCAUGCGGCAACGCUACUCAGUUUGGGAGGACAUCGGAUUGAUUCCAAUAAGGAUGAUGUUGUGGAGGCGCUUUCGAGGCAGUAUUGGGAAUACAAUGUGCUUGACUAUGAAGAGAAAGUAGUUGAUGGUUUUUAUGACAUAUAUGGCCUCUAUAAUGACCCAGCAAUGCAAGGAAAGAUGCCAUCUCUAGCUGAUCUUGAAACAAACUCAGGUGGUUCUAGCUUUGAAGUAGUCAUAGUUAAUAGGACAAUUGAUCCUGCCCUGGACGAGCUGGUGCAAAUUGCAUACUGUAUAACAUUGGACUGCCAUGUCUCUAAGAUUGGUAUUUUGGUGCAAAGGGUUGCUGAACUUGUUACUAGCCAUAUGGGCGGCCCUGUAAAAGAUGCUAAUAUUAUAUUAACAAAAUGGACAGAAAGAAGUACAGAAUUAAGGACAUCUCUUCACACAAGUGUAUUACCUCUUGGGUCCUUAGAUAUUGGGCUCUCUAGGCAUCGCGCUUUACUUUUCAAGAUAUUAGCAGACAACAUUCAGAUGCCUUGUAGACUGGUUAAAGGUAGUCAUUACACUGGUGUUGAGGAUGAUGCUGUCAACAUUAUAAAAUUAGAUGAUGAAAGGGAGUUUUUAGUUGAUCUCAUGGCUGCUCCUGGAACACUCAUCCCAGCUGAUAUUUUAAAUGCGAAGGAUAAUGCCUUUAAGUCUUACAACCCCAAGAAUGUGCCAGAGUCAGAAGGGAAACCAGACUUGAAUUGUGUUACAACUAGGACUGGGAAGCGAUCUAGGCCAUGUAGUUGGAAGAGGCGUAAAUGCAAAAAGCAGAAGCAAUCAACUGCUGAAGAUGUUGAUCUAAAUAUUCAAUGCAAGUUGCUUCCAAAUAAUACAGAUUGCAUGCUUGCUAAUCAACAGCAUGUCACCAUUAUUGCUUCAUCGCUGCAAUUUCACAGCAACAUUGACGUCAAGAAGGACGAGCAUUCGAAAAGCAGAAAAAAGCAGAAGACGGUAUCGCAAGGAAACGAAAGAACCAAAGAUUUUAUACCUGAAGUCUACAUCAGUAUCUCUGGUUUUCUACUUCUACUCGCCUCCGUUGAUACGUAUCGGACGAUCUCCGAUAGGUAA